Molecule: messenger RNA, 2676 nt
Organism: Macrosteles quadrilineatus (aster leafhopper)
Lineage: Eukaryota; Metazoa; Arthropoda; Insecta; Hemiptera; Cicadellidae
Product: N-acetylglucosamine-6-phosphate deacetylase
Exons: 8
Coding region: 171-1367 (398 amino acids)
Biological process (GO): N-acetylglucosamine catabolic process
Molecular function (GO): N-acetylglucosamine-6-phosphate deacetylase activity
Source: RefSeq, a predicted model, not a curated record
AGUGGACGAGACGAUGUGGUUGUACUUGUCCCUAUUUCAAAAUGAGUUAGAGGUUAUCUUCUUUUGAUGGAGAAUUUGGGUUACUCUAUCAAUGUUUCUUAAUUUGUAUACCAUAUUUAGGCUUAAUUAUUUAAUCAGUUUUAGUUUGGAUUCUGUCUCUUCAAACCAAGAUGAUCGAUGAGAGUGAUAUAACUUAUCAAUUUAUAAAUUGCACUAUUUUAAAAGACCAUAAAAUAGUCAAAGAUAACUUGUGGGUGAGAAAUGGAAAAAUCUUAAAUCCCGAAAAAGUAUUUUAUGACGAGAAAGUAAAAUCCAAUAAAAAGAUAGAUUGUCAGAAUUCCUUAAUAGCACCAGGAUUUAUUGAUAUUCAAAUAAAUGGUGGUUUUGGAGUUGAUUUCAGCCAUGAUACAGGUUCGGUUGAAGCAGGACUACAAAAAGUGGCUAAAGGUCUUCUUGCUCACGGCGUGACCUCAUUUUGCCCAACUCUUGUCACCAGUACACCUGAAGUGUAUGCUAAAGUUAUUCCAAAGGUCAAGAAGACUGCGGGAGGGAUGGACGGAGCGAGUGUGCUCGGACUACAUCUGGAGGGACCGUUUAUAAGUCCUCAGAAACAAGGAGCGCACAAUCCUAAUGCCAUCAGGGGUCUGGAUAAGGGCAUCCAAACCCUAGAUGAAGUCUACGGACCUCUUGACAAUGUUCAGAUCAUAACUUUGGCACCUGAACUUCCGAGAGCAACUGAAGUUAUAUCUAGUCUCGUCCGAAGAGGGAUCACCGUUUCCUUAGGUCACUCUACUGCAGACUUGAGACAGGGGGAGGAGGGUGCGAAACAUGGAGCCUCCCUCAUCACUCAUCUGUUCAAUGCUAUGCUGCCUUUUCAUCACAGAGACCCGGGAUUGGUCGGAUUGUUGACUACGGACAACACUCGUCCGCUGUUCUACGGUAUCAUUGCUGACGGAGUUCACACUCACCCGGCGGCUUUGAGGAUUGCGUGGAGAGCUCAUCCUAAAGGCGUGGUGUUGGUAACGGAUGCUAUAUCGGCGCUGGGUCUGCCCGAAGGUACUCACCACCUAGGUGAGCUCAGUAUACAAGUCUCGCAAGGCAAGGCGUACAUCGCAGGCACACAGACGUUAUGUGGUAGCAUUGCCAGUAUGGACUACUGUGUCCGCUACUUUCGCAAGGCUAGCGGGUGUUCAGUAGUGGAAGCUCUGGAAGCGGCGUCGCUACACCCUGCGCAAGCUAUUGGUCUGUCCCAAGUCAAGGGUUCGCUUGACUACGGUGCAGACGCAGACUUUGUCUUGCUAUCGGACGAUCUUCACGUCGACUCUACAUGGAUUGCAGGCCGCUGUGUGUACAAGGCUGGCAGUUAGAUAGACCGGAAUAUUUUUUUUAAGCCAGGGAUAGCUGGGUCAUGUUUUGAACCUACAGAAAGCUACUGCACUGUCUUUUCUCAAGAUCGAACCCGUGAUCUUUAGAUUACCAGAAUUACCACUUAGCUAUCUACAGGGUGUGAAAUAUUUAUGCUCAAGAUACUUUGUGUAGCCUAUUGUGUAAUAAGUUGCAAAUGUUUGUUACCAUUAAACUAAUAGUUACCACAUUCCAAAUAAUAUCAACGGUUUAGUUAACUACAUGAUGUAUAAUUUGUUUUUAAAUUUAAAAUCAUGCAUUUUUAUAUUUGAGAGUAAGGAUGUAACAUAGAGCACAAGUGCCUACGUUUUAAGGAUUUAAAUAAUACCUUUAUCAGCAUUGUACGUGUUAUUAAAUUUACGGAAAGUAAAUAAAAGAAACGUCUUAUAACACUUAAAACAUAUAUUUACGCUUAUACUGUUACUUACAAGACAGUAAAUAUACAAAAAAGGUGGUAAAUGGUGAUCGAUUUCGAUUUGACACUCCAAUCAUCAUCAGACCCAAUAGGCGAAACUAUUGAGAUUAAGAUUCGCCUAUUGGGUCUGAUGAUGAUUUGAGUGUCCAAUCGAUAUCGAUCACCACUUACCAUCUUUUUUGUAUAUUUACCGUCUUGUGAGUAACAGUAUGUAAUAAGCGUAAAUAUAUGUGUUAAGAAGACGUUUUUUUUUAUUUACUUUCCGUAAAUUUAAGGAUUUGCACAAGAGAUUUCACUAUUUCAGUAUUUUCUACCAACGAAGUUUUGAGUUUGGAGAAGCCAGUGACAAUAAGUCACCCUUUCUUGCAAAAAUGUGAUCUUCCAAAACCCUUGAUUUUGUAUUAUCCAUAAUCAUACCUUAUUGCGAACCUCGAUAAGUAGUCUACCUUGAUAUCAAGUCAUGUUUGAUAAUUCCCAUGAGAGAUUUCCUAUCAAGGUUCUACUGUAUUCUAGUUCUUGUUUACAAUUGUUAUAUUUUAAAAUAGUUCAGUUAAACAGGAGUAACUAAUAUUUAACUAGUACAGAAGCAAGUGUAGAAAAUAUAUACAGUUUUCCAAUCCUUCCCAGAUUGUAAGUGAAAAAUGUCAGUUAAAACUCUUAACAAUAACUUUACUUGUAUAAGCAUAUGAAAAUAUAAUAUUUAAGCUGCUAACACUGCCAUGAGUAAAUUUAAGUAAGAUGUACUAUUAAUUUGGUUUUGUAGGGUAAACUCUUUAAAAUAAUGAUAAAUAUAUACUUGUGACUUUGAUAUAACAAAUUAUAUUUUGUAUCAUUUAACUGAUAAAUUAAUAUUUAGU